Penicillium diatomitis is the source of this 1548-nucleotide messenger RNA. Its product is annotated as C2HC5-type zinc finger protein. The record is from RefSeq and is a predicted model, not a curated record. Gene Ontology annotation, biological process: regulation of DNA-templated transcription. Bases 1 to 1548 code for a protein of 515 amino acids. NCBI's taxonomy places the organism in Eukaryota, Fungi, Ascomycota, Eurotiomycetes, Eurotiales, Aspergillaceae. Gene Ontology annotation, molecular function: zinc ion binding. The transcript has a single exon. Gene Ontology annotation, cellular component: nucleus.
AUGCCUGAUCUCUCAACCUGGGCUCUGCCUCGACUCAGCCAGCUCAUGCCUCUGGACGAGGAAUCGCUCAAGCAGAUCAUUGACUAUUCCGCUUCACUGCCCAAAGACGCCUGCGCCGAAAACUUGAAGAACCUCCUGGGUGACUCCCCCGCAGCCCUUGACUUUAUCACCUCCUUCAAUGUGCGACGUUCCGAUGUGCCCGCCCCGACCGUCUCUGUGCAAGGCUCCUCGCCGUCUGGUGGAGAUCCACAAGCUCAAGAACGACCAAAGGGCAAAUCCAAGAAAGAAAAGAAGCCGCUACACAGUGCGGGUCCUCCACGUCGGCCAGACAAUUAUGGCGACGUGGGUGGUGGCUACAUGAAGUCUCGACAGGAUGAGGACUACAUGUCGGCCACUAAGCCCUCGAUGCAUCAUUCGGCACUCCCUUCUCUGGGCUCUGCUGCCGCAUCCUCAUCGUCAUCUCGAGCUCAGUCUCCGGCCAAACCCUCGGUCUCCUCGAAGCCACCACCUUCAGCGUCCGGUCCUGUUUUGUCCGAUCUGCUCCCCAAUGUACGAUCCAAACCGAGUAAAUCAACGCGACAUACACAAGUGGGGGCAGCAAGUGGUUCCGGUAGUGGUAAUACUGGCAAGUCAGGCGCCACUCUCACUACGAAUAAUAUCUCCGACCUCACGUCGGCGAUUGCUAUGCUGGAGUUGUCGACCAAUCCUACUCUGGGAGGCGAGAAACGCAAAUGUGCAUGCAAUGCUACGAUCCAUCCUUUGUUCGAUCCCGCCCCCAACUGUAUCAACUGUGGUAAAAUCAUCUGUUCAUUGGAAGGUUUACAACCAUGCUCUUUUUGUGGAACCCCAUUGCUCUCCCAAGAGGAGAUUCAAAGCAUGAUCAAGGAGCUCCGUGCCGAGCGAGGACAGGAGAAAAUGCGCGCUCACAAUGACAGUGUCCACCAUGAUGGUGGCCCACGGCCGACGGGUGCAGGGUCCGCCGCACCCAGCAAGCUCGACGCCGCGCGUGCCCACCGCGACAAACUUCUUCAAUUUCAGGCACAGAACGCACGUCGAACCAAAGUGGUUGACGAGGCGGCCGACUUCGAGACUCCCAAUGUGGCGUCCACCUUGUGGAUGAGCCCAGCACAGCGCGCUUUGGCCCUGAAAAAGCAGCAGCGUAUCCAGCGAGAAAUUGAGGACAAGGCUCGACCGGAAUGGGAGAAGAAACAGACCGUGAUGAGUCUCGAUAUCAGAGGUGGCAAGGUACGCCGGGUGUAUCAGUCUGCUCCGAUCGAGAACCCGUCGACCGUCGAUGAGCCCGAACCGGAAGAGGCCGCGGAGUCCGAGAAGCAAUCAUCCUCCCGAGGCCACGCCUUCAGCCACAACCCGCUUCUUGCAGCGGGAGGGCUGAUGCGUCCAGUGUGGCGCGCUCCGGAGGGCCAAAAAGCCUCGGCGGGCGAUCGGGCGGAGCGGAAACAGACCUGGCGUCGUGUGCAGGAUGAUAAUGAUGAUAACGAGCAGUGGAUUCUUGAUGGGGGCUUGCACGGCCACGACGAGACUGUUUGA